Scutellospora calospora is the source of this 1755-nucleotide messenger RNA. Lineage: Eukaryota; Fungi; Glomeromycota; Glomeromycetes; Diversisporales; Gigasporaceae. The record is from the annotation of a GenBank genome assembly.
AUGCACCCAUAUAACGACAAAAAAAAGCCUGUAAAGGCCAAAAAAGCGAAAAAAGAUAAAAAGGAACGAGAUCGACACAAAGACAAAUUGUCAUACAUAGAGUUAUCAGCGUAUUCGAAUACUGAUAAUCCUUUUGGUGAUGAAAAUCUUGGUAUAAAAUUUGAAUGGACCAAAAAAAAAGAACGCGAUAAGAAAAUGGGAAUAUCACCAGAAGAAGCUAUGCGCAGAGAAAAAGAACGUCGUGAAGAAACACAACUUGAACUCGAAAAGUUAAACAAAAGAAGGGCUGAACGUGAAAUUGAACGGCAGUUACGUGAAGAAGAACUUGCUCGGAUGCAACGUGAUGCUGAAAUUGCUGCAAUGGGUGAUUGGGCAUCAAAAGAAGACGAGUUCCAUCUUGAACAAGCAAAACGUCGUGCGGAAAUUAGAAUCAAAGAAAAUCGUGCAAAACCAAUUGAUAUUCUUGCCAUUAAUUUACGAUUAGCUGAUGAAUCUGAAGUUGUUGAUGAAGCUUUGGAAAUUGAUAUGGAUGAACCAUACACUAUAUUUGAGAAUUUAACUCUACCAGAAGUUGAAGAAUUACAUCAGGAUAUUCAAAAAUACUUGAGCCUUGAAAGGAAUCCAAAUAAUCUUGAUUUUUGGAGGGCAAUGAUUGUAGUAUGUGAGGAUAAACUUUCGGAACUUCAAGAGGAUGAAAAAAACCAUGCUAUGAAUAUUAUAGCACCUGUAAAGGAUGAUAUUAACAAUUUAUUUGCCGGAAAGACUUAUGAACAAUUAAAUGUAUUACAAUCUCAAAUUCAACAAAAAUUAUCGGGGAAAGAAGCUGUAGAAGUAGAAUUUUGGGAACAACAGUUGAAAGCAUUGACAGUUUGGAAAUCAAAAGCUAAACUGAAAGCAAUGCAUGAGAUUGUGUUGCAGAAAAGAUUAGAACAACUUCGCAGAAAACAAAGGCAAGAAGCUAUUAAAGUGCAAGAAGAGUUGGAAUCAGCCAUUGCAUCGCAUGCCGGUUACCAUCAUAUUCAAAUGGAAGUUGAGGGUAAUGAAGCUGUGAUUGAAGAAGAGGCUAUUUUAGAAUAUAUGAUUAGUGAAUAUGAUAGAUCUAUGAGUCCUAGACCGUCACUAAGAUUGUCCAAGGAAGAUAGACAGUAUGAAAUUAUUGAUCCUGAAGAGGAUUUGAUUCAAUUGAAAGAAAGACGUAAAGAAGUACUACGUAAUCAGUUUAUACCCAUGAAGGUUCAGCCAAAAAAAACGACCAUUGAAGAAGAGGAAGAGUCUGUGGUUUCAAAGGCAUUAUAUGAGCGAGAAGCCGCUAAAGAACUAGAUGAAGACGAAGCAAUAUUCAAUAUUGAAGAAGAAUUGGCCAAAACGACAUAUUUAUGGCAAGAUAAAUAUCGACCACGUAAACCCCGAUAUUUUAAUCGUGUUCACACAGGAUACGAAUGGAAUAAAUACAAUCAAACGCACUAUGACAGUGAUAACCCUCCACCAAAAGUUGUUCAAGGGUAUAAAUUCAAUAUAUUUUACCCAGAUUUGAUUGAUAAAACUAAAGCACCUACAUAUAAAAUUGAGAGAGAACCCGGAAAUAGUGAUACUGUCUUAAUACGUUUUGUCGCUGGUCCUCCUUAUGAGGAUAUUGCUUUUCGCAUUGUUAAUCGAGAAUGGGAGUAUUCACAUAAAAAGGGAUUCAAAUCGAGUUUUGAUCGUGGAGUUUUACAACUACAUUUCCAUUUUAAACGUCAUUAUUACAGACGUUAA